This is a messenger RNA of Carcharodon carcharias (great white shark), 5788 nucleotides long. Its product is annotated as rho GTPase-activating protein 44. The transcript is spliced from 21 exons. The record is from RefSeq and is a predicted model, not a curated record. NCBI's taxonomy places the organism in Eukaryota, Metazoa, Chordata, Chondrichthyes, Lamniformes, Lamnidae. Gene Ontology annotation, biological process: modification of dendritic spine; regulation of dendritic spine morphogenesis; negative regulation of Rac protein signal transduction. Bases 273 to 3008 code for a protein of 911 amino acids. Gene Ontology annotation, molecular function: GTPase activator activity; protein binding. Gene Ontology annotation, cellular component: presynaptic active zone; cytoplasm; intracellular anatomical structure.
CGCUCGCCAGUGGGGGAGGACGGAGCUGUCAGCGCUGCUGCUGCUGCUGCUGCUUAGCAGCUCGGAGCAAAAGUAACCAGAGAGAGAGAGAGGGAGAGAGGGGGAGAGAGAAUCAAAUGGCUGUCAGCACCUAGUGUGACCCAGGAGAAAGAGAAGGGAAGAGGGACAACAAAAAAGAAGCAGGGGAGAAGGUUUCUUGCGCUGGCCAUCAGCUUGCAAUGGGGCUUUAUCAAUGAAACGCUCCUUCAUUCCAGCACCUCGUCCCCCAGUCAAUGAUGAAGAAACAGUUCAAUCGGAUGCGACAGCUCGCCAACCAGACGGUGGGCAGAGCUGAAAAGACAGAAGUAUUAACUGAAGACCUGCUGCAGGUAGAGAAACGACUGGAGCUGGUAAAACAAGUCUCCCACAGCACUCACAAAAAGCUCACAGCAUGUCUACAGGGACAACAAGGUGUAGACGCCGACAAACGCUCUAAAAAGCUCCCAUUAACAACAUUAGCCCAAUGUUUAGUGGAAGGUUCUGCCAUUUUGGGUGAAGAUUCUUUACUAGGGAAGAUGCUGAAGAUGUGUGGUGAUACAGAGGACAGGCUAGCCCAGGAACUCAUCCUCUUCGAGCUACAGAUAGAACGGGAUGUGAUAGAGCCACUGUUUGUGUUAGCUGAGGUGGACAUUCCUAAUAUCCAAAAACAGAGAAAACAUUUAGCGAAACUAGUAUUGGACAUGGAUUCGGCUAGAACACGGUGGCAACAAUCUUCAAAGUCAUCAGGGCUGUCGAGCAAUCUGCAGUCAUCUGGUGCCAAGGCUGAUGCACUCAGGGAAGAAAUGGAGGAAGCAGCAAAUCGAGUGGAGAUCUGCAGGGAUCAACUGGCAGCGGACAUGUACAGUUUUGUGGCCAAAGAAAUAGACUAUGCAAAUUAUUUUCAGACAUUAAUAGAAGUGCAAGCAGAAUAUCACAGAAAGUCAUUAGUGCUUUUACAGAGUAUACUGCCUCAAAUUAAAGCACAUCAAGAGGCUUGGAUAGAAAAACCUUCAUUUGGGAAGCCGCUGGGCGAGCACCUUGCAAUAAGUGGAAGAGAAAUCGCAUUUCCUAUUGAGGCCUGUGUGACCAUGUUGCUGGAGUGCGGCAUGCAGGAGGAGGGCCUGUUCAGAGUAGCUGCUUCUGCCUCCAAACUGAAAAAGCUGAAGGCUUCCCUUGACUGUGGUGUGCUGGAUGUACAAGAAUACUCUGUGGAUCCUCAUGCUGUAGCAGGAGCCCUUAAAUCGUACCUUCGAGAGCUACCAGAACCAUUGAUGACGUUUGAAUUGUAUGAUGAGUGGAUACAGGCUUCAAACAUUCAAGAUCCGGACAAGCGGCUUCAAGCUUUGUGGAAUGCAUGUGAGAAACUACCCAAGGCAAAUUAUAACAAUUUCAGGUACUUGAUAAAAUUUUUAGCCAAGCUAACUGAAUAUCAAGAUGCCAACAAAAUGACACCUGGUAACAUGGCAAUUGUACUGGGACCCAAUCUGCUCUGGACAGCCAAUGAAGGGUCUAUGACAGAAAUGAUGACAACAGUCUCGAUACAGAUUGUGGGGAUCAUUGAACCCAUCAUACAACAUGCCGAUUGGUUCUUCCCAGGAGAUAUUGAAUUUAAUGUCACUGGAAGCUAUGGAAGUCCGGUGCACACCAACCAUAAUGCAAAUUACAAUUCAAUGCCCUCUCCGGAUAUCGAUCACUCUGACCGCAAGCAACACGACCCAGGCAGACGACCACUCAGCGUUGCUACUGACAACAUGAUGCUGGAGUUUUAUAAAAAGGAUGGCAUGGGUGUGAGGGUAAUGGACACAUCCUGGGUGGCCCGCAGAGGCUCCUCCAUUGUCCGAAAAACAUCCUCUACCCCGCCUGGCACUCAGCCCCCUCCUCCGCCCGCUGAUCUUGCUGCUUCGUGUCAGUCGCCAAUCCCUGAGCAGUCUAUAGAAAAUUCCUCUUCUCCCCCCCCAACUCCUCCUCCUAGCGGCCCACUACCUGGGGCUGAACGAGCAAGCACAGACGAGUUGUCUUCCAAUUGGUUGGAUUCCUGCUACUCUUACCCUUCCCCAGAGAAUGACAAACCUCCUUUCUCUCCUUGCCACCAGCAUGCCCACCAUUUAUACCAUAAGGCUCAGCCAUCUGCUUGGCCUGAGGGUGUACCCCAGACCACCUCCCCUCAACGGUGGUCAGGGUACAGCCCAACCUUGCUCACUCAGCCUCCCUCCCCACAGCAGCUUGACGUCAACUCGAACCCUAAGCCGUGCUCCCUGCACCUCCCUAAGCAAAGUCCCCUCACCGACUCGCAUGUAUCUGAAACUAAUGUCUCACCUGUCUACAUCAAAACCCCUUUACUCCUAACCAAGCACGACCUUUGUGGUACCCCCUUUAACCCUUCCAUGUCAGCCCCUCCCCCAUGGGUCGGCUGUGCGUGUGCCAGAGACAAAGGAACCAGGCUGACUAGCGCUAUGAAAGGCAAAGAGCUUUCACCUGUGAUUGGACAGAAAGGCAGACCUGUUUCUGACCAUGUGACCUCCUCUAGCAGCCUCCAGCAAAGCAUUGCCACAGGUCAGCUCGCCAGUGAACACAGCCCCCACACACUGAGGAAAGCUGCAAAGAAGGUGGUCCCCAUAGCUCCCAAAAUCCCAUUUGACCAGGCAGCAGGCCAGCCUUCCCCAGCAAGCCUUUCUCCCACACCUCCAAGCACUCCAUCACCAUAUGCUGCGAACUAUCCUCAAACCUACACUUUACCAUCAAGCCAAACACCCCCAGCUGCUCCAUCCCUGCCCUCUCCUCCAUCCCAGACAAGCACUUUAACGAAGUCUCGACCCACACUCAAGCCCAGACAAAGACCCACCCUUCCACCUCCACAGCCUCCUACAACAGGCCUUCCUGGGUCUAGUCCACAGCCUUUGGACCAUACAAUUUUAGACAACCUGUCAGCUGGAGAAAGCAUGUCUACAGAAAAUUCUUCCAGUGAAGAAGAAAUCCUGUGUAAAAUGUAACAAACCGAGCAAAAAGGCCUUCAAGAUGUGUCACAAGGCAGUGUCUUUCUUUAAUUGGCUGGUACAUUACUGAUUUCCAGAAUCCUAGCAACAAACCCUUUUCAACCUCUGCGGUUUCGUUUUUGAGAAACAACUGAUGAAAAAUAUUCUGAAGCUGGUGAAAAUUCAGUUGGAAGCAUCUCUUUCACAUUUCACUGUUCUUUGAAUUUUGGGAAGAAUGCUUCUUCUACCCACUGAUAAUGGCCUUUGCUGACAACCAUGAAAAAUGUAUUUCAGAUGUGACAGAAAUGCAGUACUGAUACACUAUGACGUACUUAACAUGACUCAGUUCAUGGGAUUGAGCACUGUUUUGAUUGAUGUACCUGGUAAACCUGGUACCCCACUCAACCUAACUGGUAGAGAAUAGACCAACUCAUCUCAAAAUGCAGUCAUCAGUACUCCAAGAAUAUGAUGUAUGAUGUCUGCAUAUCAUCCUUUGAGAUUCAAUUGUAAGAACUGGAAAAGAAUAAACAAUUUUGAAGAAUAUUAAUGUUACGAUUAACACUUUCAGAAGAUGGUUUACGCUGGGUCAAUUGUCUUUCACUGCCCAAAAAAUGUCAACCUUAUAUUGUUGGAGUGGGCAACCAGAUACUGAUUUAAAGCACCUUUUACACUGGGAUUUGACUUACUAUUUUAAAGAGAUUGGGAAAUAAUAGGCCCACUAGAAUCAAUAUAUGUAAAUAAAUGAAACUUUUUUUCUAGUGGGAAGAGGAGGAAUUCUAUUUUUAUUGCAGGUCUGUUAACUUCUGACAGUCACUUAAAAGCCAAAUAAUUUAACCAGCUUUUGCAAUUUACAAUUUUACAUCUAUUUUGUCACAUUUGCCAAGAACAAUGUAAGCCUGUUUCAAUAGUCAGAAGACCACAGGACACACAGAAAGUGAUCAUUUACCUGCCACCAAACAGCAAACGUUCCACAAAAAAUAAAAUUUGAGUAAAUUAAUUUAACUAGCUUGAGAAUCCAUUUGCUCAUCUGAUUUAAGUUCAAACUCACCAAAAUUAUAUGGAUAUGUGAAAGUAUUAGUAAAGCUUCCAAUAACCAUCCUUUUGAUCAAACACUCAUUCACUGAUUUUGUGAUAUUUGAUUUCUGAUGAAGUGCUAUUAUGUAUUAUCAUAAUGAACUCAAUUUUAAAGUUUAAGUUCAGGACAGUGCCUAAGAUUAUAUGCAAAUGUUUCCAAACCAUUCUAGUUUAGUUCACCUCGCUCCACUGAUUUCCCUGUCUCAUCCAGUUGGUAAUUAUUUUCGAUUGUGGUAUCAAAACAACAAAGACACAACAGAAUAAAAAUUGGGCUCAAAGCUGUUCAGGCUUUUAAUAAGAUGCAUUUUACAACCUCAUUUUCCUGAAUGGAAUUUAACAGUUUUCCAACAAGAGGGCUAUUGUCCCAAAUUGUUCUCUCUCUUCUUUGUCAAUAGACUUUUUAAAAUGAGUUAUUUCUCUUCUUUUGCUUACGUUUCUACAUCAAACAGGGGAGUGCUGCUCUCUCCCUGGACAGUGCAGCUGUUUAAGUCGUCAAUAUAGCCCAGCCUGGCUUGUGCUCUGAAAUUUCCUUGCCCCCCCACCACCUCACCACCUCACCACCUCACCCCACCCACAACCCACCACCCUCAGCAGCUGCCAAACAGCUGAAGUUUCCUUGUGGGUCAUUCUGAGCUUAUGUUUCCCAUGUCUGUGAUGCAGCAAUUUGCCCAAUCUUAGACCGAUUGGGCCAAAUGGGAUUAUCAAAGAGGAAAAGGUUCAUGAAGAAUUGUUAGUUCUUUCUCAUAGAAAAUCAAAAUCCACCAACCAGGUAGAUAGAAUUUUUCAUAUCAAUAAACAUCGACCUGUUCCAUGUGGCUGUAUUUUUGCUUUUGGAACUUUGACUUCUAAAUGUAAGAAGCUGAAGCCAUUUGUAAUAAGUGUCCUCACUUCAGUUUUCUGCCUCUAUUAUGUUGCUAGGGAGAAAAGUUGAGCUCUGCUGCAUGUUUAUCAAUGAUCUAUUUUUAAAGCCUCUCCAAACACUUAAAUAUUUCUACUUACCCACUUCCCUUCCAAGCAAGUCAAACAGCAGCUGCAUUUUGUAUAACAUCGAUGCUGUUCAGACAUGUGGAUGCAAAAUGAAUUAUAAUUUCAAUAGUCCAUAGGUAGGCAAAAAUGAUUGGCUCUUGUCACUGAUGAUUUAUUGUGUCUAAGCUUAUUACCAAUCUGGCUUAACAUAGAAUUCAGCAUUAGCUAACUAAUGAAUCAUGGGAUUUGAUAGCAAGCGAAGAUGUAUAAAAUACUGAAUGGGAUAGAAAAGACAGAUCUAGACACAAUUAAACCAUAACCAUGGGACGGGAGAGUGAAAGUUCAAUCUGACAUAAGGUAAGUUUAAAACUGAUAUCAGAAAGGCUACUUUAACAUCAAGAGUGAGCUUAUGUUAAUAUAACUUACAUUGGCAUACCCCUUGGAGUCAUUAGGAGUGUUGCUCUUGGACAUGAAAUACAAGCAUAAAUUUAAGUGGCCCAUCCAAUUCAAAUAGAAAAUGAUGGACGCUGUUGCAAAUAAAAUGGCAAAGGAAUUAUGGAAGUGCAAGGGAGGCAGAGAGCAUUGUUCUCCACUGAUUUAUAAUUGAUUAUGGCCAUGUCAUCACUCUAUUAAAUGCAUUACAAAAAUAGUAUUAAACAUGUAGAACAAACUCCUGAAUUGCUGCUGGCACUAACGGAACAAAACUCCCUGACUGAACAUCCUACCAACAUUGAUUAAAAACAAAAAACUGUGGAUAC